This is a messenger RNA of Bolinopsis microptera, 2902 nucleotides long. RefSeq names its product inositol-trisphosphate 3-kinase A-like. NCBI's taxonomy places the organism in Eukaryota, Metazoa, Ctenophora, Tentaculata, Lobata, Bolinopsidae. Bases 1 to 1176 code for a protein of 391 amino acids. The transcript is spliced from 9 exons. The record is from RefSeq and is a predicted model, not a curated record. Gene Ontology annotation, molecular function: inositol-1,4,5-trisphosphate 3-kinase activity; inositol tetrakisphosphate kinase activity. Gene Ontology annotation, cellular component: cytoplasm; nucleus. Gene Ontology annotation, biological process: inositol phosphate biosynthetic process.
AUGCAACACCUCCUCGCCUGCUGUUUUUGCCAAUCUAAGAAAGAGAAAGAGAAAAACCGGGGGUGUAGUCGUACUGGAGAGGAGCCGCAACAGGAAGGGGAGCCCGCCCCCCGACCCAGCCACACCCCACCUGAUAGUGGUCCCAGAACACGUACCGGCAGCACUAAGUCUAGACAGGGAGAGAAGGGGGAGAAGAGACACAACACUCAUACAGAUACUGGGACACCGUUUGGUUACCAGGUAACACGGAAGCUGAGUAUAAACCCCGGGGAUGCGAUAAUAUCCACCACACAGAGAGACUUCGUGCAGCUCGGCGGUCACUUAGGACAUUUCCACAUAGCUGGACCGGGUGCUCUGUGGAAACAGCAAGCUAAAGACGGGGAGAUAGAGGCUAAAGUGCUGAAGGAACUGAACGAGAGCUCACUGCACGCUUAUGUUCCUGACUUCCUGGGAACCAAGGAACAUGACGGCAAGAGAUGGAUAGGAAUGGAGGACGUGAUGUGUCAUUUCACAGACGGGUGUGGUAUGGAUAUAAAGAUGGGGACUAGGACUUUCAAAGAGUUUGAAGUAAAGAACCAGAAGUUAAGGGAAGAUUUGUAUGACAAGAUGGUAAAACAGGAUCCCUCCGAGCCCACCGAACAGGAGAACAUCGACAAAGCUGUUACCAAACUACGCUAUAUGACAUUCCGGGAAAGAGAAAGCUCAUCACAAACGCUCGGUUUUAGAGUUGAAGCAAUGAAAAUCUGGGGUCAGGGGACGAACAAGGACUUCAAAACACUAAAGUAUAAAGAUCAGGUCAAGAACGCCCUGAAAAUAUACUUCAACCCACUUGGUCGGUCCGGCAUUGAGGGAUUUUUGAGAGAGCUUGAAAACGUGACUCAAUUAUUAGAGGAGUCAACUUACUUCAAGGAACAUGAGUUUGUCGGUACGUCGCUCCUCUUUGUGUACGACAGAGAACGAGUUGGUAUCUGGUUGAUAGACUUUGGCAAGACUACGGAAAUAAGCGAGCUGGUAGAGGGCGGUCAGAUAACACACGAUAAACCCUGGGAGCUGGGGAACUACGAGGACGGAUACUUCUUCGGACUGCGCAGUCUCCUUACGGUUGUGAAGGAGAUUUACGACGAGAGAGAAGAAGGAGAGGAGGCAUCACAGUACACCACAAUUCGUGUCAACUGAGCACUUACCCUGCUCUUCGCAUGAGCUUGCUAUCAGACACUCUUCAGUAGGAACCUAGUCACCUCGCUACACUCUCCAGUAGAAACCUAGUCACCUCGCUACACUCUCCAGUAGAAACCUAGUCACCUCGCCAUCAGUUUAUAUCUUGUGCUUUUCAAAACAACAGAAACAUUUGCGUGGUGUGACGUUAUGUCACGUGGUGUAACGUCAUGACACGUGGUGUGAAGUCGUUUGCAUCUUCAGCAGCCUAAGAAAUAUCGGUGAUAAAAAUUUGAUUCACAACAUGAAAAAUCACAAUUUCCACGACAUCUUUGGGACAAAAAAUGGAAAUCCCGAUUUGUUACAAAAUACGUGGUAUUUUUAACAUUCUGUGACUUUUUUGAUCUUUUUUGGGUACCGUUGACCUAAGACCUGGUGUAACUUGAAGGGGCAUGAGCGAGCUGAUCUAGUUUUAGUACGUUAUAAUAUAGUAUAGCAGGUAUAUAUAAAACCCUGCUCUAGUACUAAUGUUGUAUCUUUUUAUCGUGAUAGUGUAUGUUGUUAUUGGACGUUUUAAUUAUAAUAUUGUACUAAUAUUGUACUAAUAUUGUACUAAUGUUGUACUAAUAUUGUACUAAUAUUGUACUAAUACUGUACUAAUAUUGUACUUAUGUUGUACUAAUAUUGUACUAAUAUUGUACUAAUGUUGUACUAAUACUGUACUAAUAUUGUACUUAUGUUGUACUAAUAUUGUACUAAUGUUGUACUAAUGAAGAGGCAGCUACGUUAUCCAGGAGUUCCCUUUCUCACAUCUCCUAACUUUGUUCUCAUUGGCUCGAGUCUCCGUGCUGACUCGCCAUUGGUUUGUUGGGGGCCUGGUAAGGUAUCAGCUGAAAACAUCUGGUUCACAGGAGACCACUAAUUAGAGGGAACUGCGAAGUGUGUUAAAGUGGUUAAAGUGGUUCAAGUGGUUAAAGUGGUUAAAGUGGUUAAAGUGGUUAAAGUGGUUAAAGUGGUUAAAGUGGUUAAAGUUGAGCAGGCGUAUAACAAAACAAAUCCGAUGAAAACAAUUUCUGGAUAACUUAGCUUCGUAUUAUAAUGAACUUUUAAAUUCAAUUUCUGAUUAACCUCUAUGAUUUAACUAAUCUUAAUCUUAAAUCUAGCUGAAACUUUUUAAAUAACUUGAUUAAAAUUAUCUCUUUUGCACCAGUGGGCGUCUUAGUUUUGAAACUUUUAAAAAGCGUGACAUUCAAUUUUGCCUUUUUUUGAAAAGAUUGUGUUAGUUUUUAACUGUCUUUAUUUUUAUAUUGACACGCCUUUACAGAUAUAUGAGGGAACGAUUAAGCAUGAAGCAUUUAAUAAAGAACACGUGAUAUUUUGAUAAUUGCAUAGUACAUACCUGGGUCUUUAGCUCACUAUAACUAUAACCUAUACUAUAACUAGGAGUUGGUAGUACAUAAUACAUUGGUAACUUAAAUGAGUGUUUUCAAAUGUCCAGGGAAACAGAUAGUCCUAUGUGAGUUAGUAAGAACAUUAGUUUCUCAGACCGCCUUAAAUAAAUCUUCUCCUUUCUACAGUUCUUGUUAUAUAAUAUAGCACGAUUUAAUUAUCUUGAUAGUCAAUACCCUGAUUUCCUGUGAAAUGAGAAGAAUAUUUUCAGAGUGAAUAUUAUUUGAUAAUAUGUACUGUCGGUAUGCAAAUAUAGUAACCAUGGUAACGCGCAUUUUCAAAUUUAUCACUUGGCUAA